AUGUCUGACAGUAUCAAGACUUUAGCAAAUGACAGCGAGUCUGCAGUCAAGAAAGAAUAUCCUGAAGGAACAUUUCAACGACUGUUCUGGGACCAGCAGAUGAAGGCACUGAACUGCUCCAAUAAACGUGGAAUGCGAUACCACUCGAUGUUCAUCAAAUGGUGUCUUAACAUUACAUUAAGGUCAUCAGCAGUAUACAGGACCAUGAAAGAGUCUGGUGUGUUACACUUGCCAAGUGAAAGAACUCUUGCAGAUUACACCCACUGGACAAAAUCUGGUAAUGGGUUUACUGCCGAUGUGAUGAAGCAACUUUAUCAAGAAUGUGGUUUCACCGAACUUGAAAACCAUCAGAAGUAUGUGGUACUUCUACACGAUGAGGUGAAAAUCAAAGAUCACCUAGUAUAUGACAAAACCAAUGGUGAACUAGUUGGCUUUGUUGAUAUUGGAAAUUUCAAUAAUUCUCUAAGGAAAUUUGAAAAGAAUCUCCAGGAUGAGUCUACAAAGCCUACUAUAGCUAAAUACAUGUUGGUAUUUAUGGUACGUGGCAUAUGUAUUUGGCUGAAUUACCCUCUGGCUCAUUUUGCCACAACGUCGAUUACCUCCGACUACCUAUACCCACUGGUGCAUGAAGCAAUUGAGAUCCUUGAACUUUAUGGUUUUAAGGUGCUAGUUUCUACAUCAGAUGGUGCUUCUCCCAAUAGACGAUUUUAUAAACUGUAUGGAGUACCAGACGAUGAAGUGACGUACAAAACCUUAAAUCCAUAUGCAGAAGAAGAAGAAGAAGAUAGAUUGAUGUACUUCAUGUCAGAUGUGCCACACCUAAAAUUAAGACAACGAGGAAUUUCUGAGCCAACUCUGGAUCACACAACAAAAAAAGGCUAUUAUGGUGUGGAAGACUUGUACAAAGCAGACUUGGACAGAGGAUCGUUUCUAUGCCACAAGCUGAAAUAUGAACAUGUACAUUUAACAUCAUUCUCAAGAAUGAAGGUGAAAUAUGCAGCCCAGUGGCUGCAGGAAAAUUUCCUGAGGUACCUGUCUGAUUGGUCUGAUCUUGUGAAUGCCAGAGAGGAUUACUCAAAGAAUGAGAAGAAUAAAAUGCAACUAAGUAAGCAGAUUGUUGAUGGCCUUUUCAUGACUGAGUCAAAAAGAGAGGCGACUCCAAAAGAUCUAAUGAGCAUAUCUAGACUUACAAGCACCUUUAUGGUCGCCUCGUAUGCCGGUUUCCAUUAA
Molecule: messenger RNA, 1230 nt
Organism: Saccoglossus kowalevskii
Lineage: Eukaryota; Metazoa; Hemichordata; Enteropneusta; Harrimaniidae
Source: RefSeq, a predicted model, not a curated record